UACUAAUGACCUGAGGAGGGCAGCAAUGCGCCAGACUGAUGUGACCAGUUUCCCGGAAAUUCAGAAGAACAGCGGAAAAUGCCACAACCCUUACUUAUUACUUGUGUUCAUGUGCCGUUAGCUCGCAUAACAGCGAAAUUCUUCAGCUGUUGAAGCAACAGUGAAAGUUCAUAAAAGAAAGGCUGACUGCUGCUGAAGAAAUCUUCUCAGGAUUUAAAGAAACGAUUGUCCAGUAUGAGAAGAUCAAUCGUAAACCCGAGAUAACAGUUAGUACAGACAACCAACAGUAACAUGAACUGUAAUAAGGGGAAGGGUCUGGAUGACCAGCAGGUCUGUAACCAGGAGAGUAACUCCACACUGGACCCACAGGACCCAGAGCUUCCACAGAUUAAAGAGGGAGAGCAGCUUGUAGUGAAGCAGGAGGCUGAGGGUAUCAUCAUCUGGACCGGAGAAGAGCCGCUCAGACUGCUGGAUACCAUCUGGAAACCUGAAAUAACGACAUACAGUAAAGAUCUUGUGCAACAGUGUGUCUUUAAGCAAGAGGAUCUGCAUGACCAGCAGGUGUGUAACCAGGAGAGGAACUCCAGUUUGAACCAGGAGGACCCAGAACUUCCAUGGAUUAAAGAGGAACCAGAGGAACUUUGCACCAGUGAGGAAGGAGAACAGCUUUUAUUGAAGGAGGAGACUGAUACCUUUAUGGUGACUUUUGAUGAAAGUGAACCUGAACCAAACAGAGACCAGCUCCUUUCUCACAACUCUCCUGCACCAGAGAGCCAGGAUCAAGGAGAAAAUGAGCACAUGGAAUCAGAAUCUACUAGAAAACUAGAGCUGAAGAACAGUAACAGUCUAAACAACUCUCCAGCGCCAGAAAAUCAGUGUAAAACUGACAAAAGUAAAAAGUCUCUAAAAUGUGACACUUGUGGAAAGACUUUUCAGUAUGAAUGUCACUUGACAAAACAUGUAAGAAUUCACACAGGUGAGAAGCCUUUUUCUUGUAGCACCUGUGGAAAAAGUUUUGCUCAGAAAUCAGGACUGGAAACUCACAUGAAAAUUCACACAGGUGAGAAGCCACAUUUUUGCAGUAUCUGUGGAAAAGGAUUCAGUCAGAUGAUAAACCUGAAAACUCAUAUGAGAGUCCACACAGGUGAAAAGCCAUAUUGUUGUAGCACAUGUGGAAAAAACUUUAGUGUCUUGUCAGCCUUCAAAGCCCACAUUAGAAUUCACACAGGUGAGAAGCCAUAUUGUUGUAACACUUGUGGGAAACGAUUCACUCAGAAAUCUGGACUGGAACCUCAUAUGAAAAUUCACACCGGCGAGAAGCCACAUUCUUGCAUUACCUGUGGGAAAAGCUUCAGUCAUACAACGUCCUUGAAAACUCACAUGAGAAUUCAUACAGGUGAGAAGCCACAUUCUUGCAUUACCUGUGGAAAAAGUUUCAGUCAUAUGAUGAACUUGAAAACCCACAUGAGAAUUCAUACAGGUGAGAAGCCAUAUUCUUGUAGCACCUGUGGGAAAAGAUUUAGCGAUUCAUCAGGAUUCAAAAAACAUAAAAGAAUUCAUACAGGUGAGAAGCCCCACCCUUGUAACACCUGUGGAAAGAGAUUCAGUGACAUGACGAAUUUGAAAACUCACAUGAGAAUUCACACGUCUGAGAAGCCACAUUCCUGUAGCAAUUGCGGGAAAAGUUUUGUUCAGAUGAUACACUUGAAAAGGCACAUGAGAAUUCAUACUAGUUAAGUUUUAAAAUGUGGAAUGUACUUUUUUUUUUUUUAAUAGAAAAACAAGAAUAGAUAAAUAAUUUAUUGACACUUGUAUUCUAUAGC
Molecule: messenger RNA, 1823 nt
Organism: Oreochromis niloticus (Nile tilapia)
Lineage: Eukaryota; Metazoa; Chordata; Actinopteri; Cichliformes; Cichlidae
Product: zinc finger protein OZF
Exons: 3
Coding region: 292-1737 (481 amino acids)
Biological process (GO): regulation of gene expression
Cellular component (GO): nucleus
Source: RefSeq, a predicted model, not a curated record